AUGCUGGAGUUCUUGGCCCUCAACCGCCAGCGUGUGAUACAGGUCGCAAAAGUUGGACAGCCUCAACACUCAGGCAGAGACAGCAACACGGUUGAGACUUUUGAUCCACUUUUAACUCUUGAGAAAAUCAGGGCAAUAAUGCUUUAUCACGAAGAGUCGAUUUCUUGGAUCCAUAAUGUCGUGCACUUACCCACCUUUCGCAAGCAGUGUGAGCAAUCAUUCGCCGAUCCAACUCAAAUUGAAGGGUCAUGGGUUGGCUUAUACUACGCCAUGCUAGCGGUAACUCUCUACCAUAUGGAUCCCUUGCUACUCCAAGAACUCGACAUUCAUCUUCCUCCCGAAAUAUGCUAUCAGAAGAGCAUCGACAGUCUUAAUGAUGCCGACUUUAUGGUUAAUCACAAUCUUUUCAGCAUCCAAGCAAUAUGCCUACUUAUAUAUAUUGGCCACAACAUUGGACAGUCUGACAGAAUAUCUGUGUUACUAGCGAGUGCAGUCCGAAUAGCGCAGUGUCUCUGUCUCCAUCGUCUUGGAUCCGACCCAAGAGAAAAUACCAAUACAGUUGAAGAGUCUCCGCGGGCCAUGCAACAACGUCUCAUUGACCGCGAGAUCUCCAAGCGUGUCUGGUGGUUCUUAGUCCGGCAAGACUGGCUGCAAAUCCCUUUCAAUAACACAUACAAUAUCCACCCAACGCAAUUCAACACUCCAAUGCCGAAGAACUGUGGAGAAGAGCCAUCUCUCAUGUUUUCCUCAAACGCUGUUAUUGACCAUGACCAGGAGCACUACACGCAAGGAAGUUAUACUAUGGUGCUUAACCAUGUGGCUGUUUUGAUUUGGAAAACGCAAGACCAACUGUGUCAACAAGGUCACCCAAAUGCAGUUGAAGGUGGCCUUCACAAGUUGUAUGGAGAAGUGAUACAGUCUGAUCGUGAGAUGAGAGAGUUGAUGGAUAAGAUGCCGAGUUUUUUCAGGAAUGCAUCUAGAGACCAUGAGCUUCCUACUCAUAUCCGACAGCAGCGGGAGGUGUUAUCGCUUUCAUAUGCACAUAAAUUCUACUCGAUACAUCGACAUUUUCAAAUUCCCAGCUUCAAGGAUCCAUGGUUCGCAUAUACCAAGGUUUCGUGUCUCCCAAUUAUGCGCCGGAGUCUUGCCACAAUACUUUCGCUACCAGAGGGCCCUUACACAUCCAUUGUCAGGAGCCUGUGGACAGUAAACACACAAGUUUUGACGACGGUAGUGUGGCUUCUAUUCGAACUUAUAUUUUCAAGGGGUACCGGUCCACAGUUGCUUGACCAAAAAGAAAUACGUGGCCUGUCAUUAAAGAGCUCGAACUUUCUCCAACAAAACCAGACCAAGAGCCGGAUCGCGAAACGAGGUGUCUCCCUGAUAAACACUCUCUUGGAACUGGAUAGGAGUGUAGAAAGAGGCGAUGACACAGAAUUCAAUCUUCAGGAAAUUAUAUCCCGUGUUGAGAAGAACGAUCCGGACUCAGGUAGAGGGUCGGGUGGAGUGGCUUCUACUGAGCUCAAUGGUAACUCCUUUGUGGAUUGGCUUUCUAGGGAUGCUGCAAUCUUGGGUUUUACAAUGGAUAUGUUAUACAGUGUAUAG
Molecule: messenger RNA, 1605 nt
Organism: Talaromyces marneffei
Lineage: Eukaryota; Fungi; Ascomycota; Eurotiomycetes; Eurotiales; Trichocomaceae
Exons: 5
Coding region: 1-1605 (534 amino acids)
Biological process (GO): DNA-templated transcription
Molecular function (GO): DNA binding; zinc ion binding
Source: RefSeq, a predicted model, not a curated record